Molecule: messenger RNA, 513 nt
Organism: Rotaria socialis
Lineage: Eukaryota; Metazoa; Rotifera; Eurotatoria; Philodinida; Philodinidae
Source: the annotation of a GenBank genome assembly
AUGCGACUGACGAAUAUGCAUUUGAUGAUCAUAGCUAUAUGUGUUAUAAUAAAUUUUAUCAUUCCUACAGCUCAACUUUCAAUUGGAUUUGGUUUUAUUGUUGGCGACGGACAGAAUCCUAAUGCUCAAUGUGCAUCAGCACCUGAUUUACCAUUACUCAUGGCAUUCGGUGGUAUAUUCACAUUGUUUUUCUUAGGUAUAGCGUAUGGUUUUAUUAUAAUAAUUUCUGCGCCAAGUAAACCUGGAAGUGAUGUGGCUGGUAAAAUGCCUAAGGUUCUCGUUGGUCUUUAUAGUUGUUUCUUUGGAGCGAUUGCAUUUAUCAUCUUUAUUCUCACACAAAUUCGGGUUUAUGGAGCGUAUUCAUAUGGUUUUCAAACUGGAAUUGCAAAUAGAAAUGAUUUUUGUAAGGCAAUACUGAUGCAUGGCUCUUUAGCUAUCAUUAUUCUUACGUAUCUUAAUAUGUUUGUUUUUACCGGCGUACUUUUAUUCUUUUCAAUACGAAGAGCAACGUAG